UCAUUUCCAAACCCAAUUUUCAUUUUGCUGCUUUUUUCCAAAAUAGCUUCUGCUAUUCAUCUUUCCUUUCACACUUCACAUCAACCAAACUUCAACUCCAUGGAUUCUCUUCCUUCCGUAUCUCCUUCAAUGGUCCUACCUCCCACCAAUCCUUUCCGUCGCCAUACCCGACGCCUUUCUCUCUUCUCUCGUCAUCUUCCUCCGAGACUCUUCUCCGCACCUCGCUGCCGAACGAGGAGGAGGAAGGAGGUGUCGUGCAACGUCGGCGGCGGAGGAGACUCCGGUGAAAACGAGGAGGUGGAUAAGGCGCUUCACAUGGACGGCACAAUUCCUGGAAGCUCCGACGAGUUCCUGAAACGUGUUUCCUCCCGUGCUUAUGACAUGCGCAGGAAUCUUCAUCAGUCUUUUGAUUCUAGUAGCUACGACGUUUUAGAUGACAACCCUUGGAGAGAAACUUCAAAGCCUGUGUAUGUACUCACCCAAAAGGAAAACCAAUUGUGCACAAUGAAAACCCGAAGAAAUAGAAGCGAAGUUGAAAGAGAGCUUGGCUUAUUGUUUUCUAAAGGAAGUAACCGGAGAGCUGCAAUAGGAAAUCAGUCAAAACAAGCAAGGGGAGGGACAAAAUUUCCGAUGCUUGUAGAAGAUAUCAGCGAGGGAGUGCUGGUAUUUGAAGAUGAAAAUGAGGCAGCAAAGUAUUGUGACUUGCUGCAAGGAGGUGGUCAAGGUUGCGAGGGUGUUGCCGAGAUAGACGCCUCAUCGAUAUUUGAUCUUUGCAAGAAAAUGAGGGCACUUGCAGUUCUAUUCCGCAGAGGGAGGACACCUCCUGUGCCCGAAAACCUUAAGCUCAAUCUGCGAGCUCGAAAACGGUCCCUUGAAGACCAAGACGAUUCGAUAUGAAAUUCAGCUCCCUUGUGAUGGGAGAAAAGUGACUGUAUGCUAUCAAAUUUUAGUCCCCCAAAACAGCCACAGGGAACAAAAAUGUGUAUAAUAUAACAAAUUGAUUCAUCAGUAUAUAUAAAAAAGUAUAGCAUGUAUAUUGUUGCUUAA
Molecule: messenger RNA, 1047 nt
Organism: Cicer arietinum (chickpea)
Lineage: Eukaryota; Viridiplantae; Streptophyta; Magnoliopsida; Fabales; Fabaceae
Source: RefSeq, a predicted model, not a curated record